This is a messenger RNA of Rotaria socialis, 858 nucleotides long. NCBI's taxonomy places the organism in Eukaryota, Metazoa, Rotifera, Eurotatoria, Philodinida, Philodinidae. The record is from the annotation of a GenBank genome assembly.
AUGGCCAGUCGUUCCCCGAAUAAAAUCUUUGUUGGACCAACGCCGACCACAUUGACCGAGCAAACUCUGCUGAACUACUUCGGUCGUUUUGGCACCAUUGAUACACUUGAACUGGUGGAUAUGUCCUCUCUACCAUCGGUAUCAUCUAAUAAUUAUCUGAAAUCUGCAACGAGCAUAUUUGUACGUAUCCAUUAUUACAUAAUCACAUUCUCAUCAGUGAUACCAUCAGUUGCUACUGACGAACUGAACAAAGAAUGGCAUGUAAUCGACAACCAUUUAUUACAAGUUCGGCAGGUCGAAUUACGUUCGGUUGAUGCUCAAGCAAGAUAUCCAGAAACCACUGAAGCAUGGAACACAACACUUACUUCAUUGAAUCGUCCAGAGUCAUCGCCAUUAAAUCCACCAAACCCUCUAAGUGGAAACAUAUUUAAUGUUUCACGAAGCAUUCCUCAAGUUUCAACGGUGAAAAGCACUGCGACUGGUAUCACAAUAUCUGUCACUCCUGCAUGGUUCGAGGAAACUGCGGUUACUACUUCCAUUCGGUAUCCAUCAACAGUAACACCUACAAGUGACAAGGAAGUACGUCGACCAUUCGACAUACUAGCGAAGUACCGUGCUGUACGAGAUGGGCAACACAAGAAACAAAUCGAUUUUGUUGCAGAGCCAUUCAUACCGAAUGUGGACUCAACUGAGACACUUAUUGUAGUACUUGACAUGCUCGCUCAAUCGAAGGGGAUACAGACGAGCUUUACAAGUACACCAUGUACGUUCAAAAGCAGUAUCGACAGCGCUGCCUGUGGUAUAGUCAAUCUUUCUACUAUGCCUUUGUUUAGUUUGGCCGAAGAUGGACCUUUGUAA